AUGAUCCGUUCAAUUGUCCACAAAAUGCCGAUUAAGACAAUCAAAGCGCGACAGAUAUUCGACAGUCGAGGAAAUCCGACCGUUGAGGUCGAUCUGACCACCGAUAAUGGUCUAUUCAGAGCUGCCGUACCGAGUGGUGCGUCGACCGGCAUCUACGAGGCACUGGAACUGCGAGACAACGAUAAGACCCAAUAUAUGGGCAAAUCCGUCUUCACUGCCGUUAAUAACAUUAAUUCAGAGAUCGGACCAAAAGUUAUCGCUAAAAACUUUGACGAAACGAACCAAAAAGAAAUCGACGACUUUAUGAUCCAAUUGGACGGCGACGCCAACAAGAAGAGGUUGGGCGCCAACGCCAUACUCGGCGUAUCGCUGGCCGUGUGUAAGGCGGGCGCCGCCAAAAAGGGUGUCCCUCUCUAUCAACACAUCGCAGACUUGUCGGGCAAUAAGAAGAUCAUUCUCCCGGUGCCGGCAUUUAAUGUGAUUAACGGCGGCUCUCACGCCGGCAAUAAGCUAGCGAUGCAGGAGUUCAUGAUCCUCCCCACCGGCGCCUCCUCUUUCACGGAAGCCAUGAAAAUGGGAACAGAAGUCUACCAUAACUUGAAGAACGUUAUUAAGAAGGACUUCGGUUUGGACGCGACGGCUGUCGGCGAUGAGGGAGGCUUUGCGCCCAACAUUCUCAACAAUAAGGACGCACUGGUGCUCAUCCGAAAGGCCAUCGAUUUGGCCGGUUAUGCGGGAAAGAUAGAGAUCGGUAUGGAUGUGGCCGCCAGUGAGUUCUUCAAAGACGGCAAAUACGAUCUCGACUUCAAAAAUCCCAAUUCAGACAAAUCCAAAUGGAUCUCAUCCGAUGAGUUGGGAAAUCUGUAUCAGGAGUUCAUUAAAGAGAACCCAAUGGUGUCUAUUGAGGACCCCUUCGAUCAGGACGAUUGGGACGCCUGGACUAAGCUGACGGCCAACACACAGAUCCAGAUCGUCGGCGAUGAUCUGACGGUUACGAACCCGAAACGCAUUCAGACGGCUGUUGAGAAGAAGGCGUGUAAUUGUCUUCUGUUGAAAGUGAAUCAAAUCGGAAGUGUCACGGAAUCCAUCGCUGCCCACAAUUUGGCCAAAGCUAACGGCUGGGGAACUAUGGUUUCGCACAGAAGUGGUGAGACGGAGGACUCGUUUAUCGGUGAUCUAGUGGUGGGUCUGUCGACGGGUCAGAUCAAGACGGGUGCGCCCUGUCGUUCGGAACGGUUAGCCAAAUAUAAUCAGAUAUUGCGAAUCGAGGAGGAAUUGGGCGCCAAUGCUGUCUAUGCCGGCAAGAAGUUCAGAAAUCCUCACAAUUAACUCAAUUUGAAUCGAAAUUCUCUCUAUUCUCUACUCGUCUUUAGUUUCUUUUCAAUUUUGUUCCUAAACUUAGUAUAGAAUUAAUUAAUUAAUUUUCAGAGAUAUUUAAAAAACAAGAAUUUUAUAUUUAGUAAUCAAUCGUAAACUAUACAAUUAUAAACAUAUUACAGUGUAUUUUAAUCGAUAUUAUGAUAAGUCUAAGCAAAGAGAAAGACAUUGUGUAAAACAAACACCCGGUUCUCUAUUGAGUCAAUUAAUACUUUUCCCGGUUUUAUUGCUUUAUUAAUGGUUUUGUUUUGGAUUUUAUAUAUCGUUUGCAUUCUCACUCGAAAAGUUGACUCGAAAUUGGUUCACAUAUUGGUUCUGAGAGUACUGUAACCGUAAAAUGGAAAUAAGAGUCCCCUUCAGUCCCUUUCACUCAAUGUCUUUAAGCGCCGAAAUAGGGAUGAAUGACUUACCGGUGAUUCCAUUUUAAUCGUAGUUUAGCUAUAUGUGCAACACAUCCAUUGGAACCGUACCACCCUUUCCCCCCAAUACUGUUGUCUCGUUUCAAUACAAUAUAAUAUACACCCAUUUGUUGUUUGUCUUGAAUUAGGCUUUAAAUCUAUUUUAUAAGCCAUUAAUCAAUUCCAGUGGAUGUCAUGUAAUAGUAAUGGGAUUUUAGUAAUCAAUGGUAUCUCAUGUUCACGAUUAUACCGUAAUAAACAAUACAAUUGUAGCACACAUUCAUUGGUCUUAUGACUAAUGGGUUUAAUUUUGAAUGAUUUGUAUGAGUGUUUACAACAAGAGUGAGAAUAAUGGCUAAAAAUUGAUGAGAAUUUUAUGAA
Oppiella nova is the source of this 2156-nucleotide messenger RNA. The record is from the annotation of a GenBank genome assembly. Lineage: Eukaryota; Metazoa; Arthropoda; Arachnida; Sarcoptiformes; Oppiidae.